GCCUCCCCCGGCGGUUCGCUGCGGUCCGGCGGCCCCGCGGCGGUUCCUCGUCGUCGCCCCCGGGCCCCGGUCGGAGCACCCGCCUGUGGCAACCACGUUUCCAGGUCAAGGUCUUUGUGUGUGUGUGCUGAUUUUCCGAUGAAGUACAUCCUGGUGACUGGUGGUGUCAUCUCAGGCAUUGGCAAAGGGAUCAUUGCAAGCAGCAUUGGCACCAUUCUGAAAUCAUGUGGUCUACGUGUCACUGCAAUCAAAAUUGAUCCUUACAUAAACAUAGAUGCUGGAACCUUUUCGCCAUACGAACAUGGUGAGGUUUUUGUAUUGAAUGAUGGUGGAGAAGUUGACUUGGAUUUGGGAAAUUAUGAGAGAUUUUUGGACAUUAAUCUCUAUAAAGAUAACAAUAUCACCACUGGAAAGAUAUAUCAGCAUGUCAUUAAUAAAGAAAGACAUGGUGAUUACCUGGGGAAAACUGUUCAAGUUGUUCCACACAUCACUGAUGCAGUUCAGGAAUGGGUAAUGAAUCAGGCAAAAGUUCCAGUGGAUGAUGACAGACAGGAGCCACAAAUUUGUGUAAUUGAGCUGGGUGGAACCAUUGGAGAUAUUGAAGGAAUGCCAUUUGUUGAAGCAUUUAGACAGUUUCAGUUCAAAGCAAAAAGAGAAAACUUUUGUAACAUCCAUGUUAGCCUAGUACCGCAGAGGUUGGUUGCUUAUUCAAGCUUUCAAAAUGUGCCUUUCCAGCCUAACGCCACUGGUGAACAGAAGACAAAACCAACACAGAACAGUGUUCGAGCGCUGAGGGGUCUAGGCUUGUCUCCAGAUUUGAUAGUCUGCAGAAGUGCAAAACCUAUAGAAAUGGCGGUGAAGGAAAAGAUUUCCAUGUUUUGUCAUGUGGAGCCUGAGCAGGUGAUAUUUAUUCAUGAUGUUUCUUCUACUUACCGAGUACCAAUCCUGUUGGAGGAGCAAGGCAUCAUUAAGUAUUUUAAACAGAGGUUAAAUUUACCUAUUGAUGACCAGCCAAGUGAUCUUCUAAUGAAAUGGAAGAAAAUGGCUUGCAGAUAUGAAAGGUUGCUGAAGGUGUGUUCCAUAGCUCUCGUUGGCAAGUACACCAAGCUAAGUGACUGCUAUGCAUCUGUUUUCAAAGCUCUGGAACACUCUGCACUGGCAAUUAAUUACAAACUGGAUUUAAUGUACAUAGAUUCAACAGAACUUGAACGUUCUACAGAAGCAGAGAACUCAGUGAAAUAUCACCAGGCAUGGCACAAACUGUGCAAAGCAGAUGGCAUUCUGGUCCCAGGAGGGUUUGGAAUUAGGGGAACAGAAGGCAAACUCCAAGCUAUCUCCUGGGCAAGAUCAAAAAAAAAACCUUUUCUUGGAGUUUGCCUGGGAAUGCAGUUAGCAGUUGUGGAAUUUGCAAGAAACUGUUUGAAUUGGAAAGAUGCAAAUUCUACAGAAUUUGACCCAGACACAAAAAACCCUGUUGUUAUUGACAUGCCAGAACACAAUCCUGGAGAUAUGGGGGGAACGAUGAGACUGGGGAAGAGGAGGACUGUUUUCAAAACAGAAAAUUCUGUUUUAAGGAAGCUUUAUGGUGAUGAAGCAUUUGUAGAGGAGCGACACAGGCAUCGAUAUGAGGUGAACCCAGAAUUGACUCACUGCUUUGAAGAGAAAGGUUUGAAAUUUGUUGGCCAUGAUACGGAGGGGAACAGAAUGGAAAUUAUUGAACUGGAGAAUCACCCAUAUUUUGUGGGAGUUCAGUUCCACCCAGAAUUUUCCUCAAGACCUAUGAAACCUUCACCUCCAUACCUUGGACUGUUGCUAGCAGCAACUGGGACACUCAAUGCAUACCUUCAGCGUGGAUGUAAAUUGUCUCCAAGAAAAAACGACAGCUACAGUGACCUAAGCGAUGACAGUUCUCCAGAAAAAGAGUUUCCUAAUCCUGGCACAAGCUGAAACGAUUGUAUGAGAUUACAGAAAUGGAUGAUGCUAUUGAGAAACUUGGGAACAAAACAAUAUUGAAGAAAGUAGAAGAGUAAGCUGCUUUCAGUUCUCAUACUGUCUCCUCCUCUAUGGCUUUCAGUAAUUCUCAUUACAGAUGACAGUUUAACUGUCCUGUAGCAAAAACAGUUCUGUGUAAAUGCUGUUUCUCUUUAAAAGUUACAAAACAGGUGUGCACCUUAGCUGUUAAUCAUUAUUGAUCUUGUUCUAUGUUUCAGAGUGAUCUCAGGUGAAUAUGUAUUAAUUCACUAGUUCACAGCUGUUCUUGAUUUGAAGAAAGAUUUGACUGGUUUCAAUUUGCCUUAGAACAGGAAGACAAAACGCAUUAGUUCUUGGGAGUGAGAGGGAAUGCAGUAAAACAUUUAAGGGAAAAUUGUCUUAUUCUUGAGCAGUAGAAAACUGUUUCAGAUUUGUUUCCCUGUUAAGCUUGUAUAUAUAUUUUUUUUUUAACUUUUUUUGCUGUUCAAUAUGUACAAAUGAAAAAUUGUUGCUAUAUUUCAGCUCUUUGUGAUUGUAAUAAUUAAUGUUGGAUACACAUUUUUUCACUUUGCUCUUAUAAGUGAUUUGAUUCCACAUAAGUUCAUUUGCUCUAUUUCUCCUGGAAGUCUGGUAAUACUGACCUGCAAAAUUACAGAAGUGAUAUUAGAAGCUGGUUUUGUAUUUAUAUUUUGUAAGAGAGAAAGUAAAUACAAUCAUAUUGAACACUUGUGUGAAAGUUGUAGAAGAACCAGUCACAAACCUGGAGUGUUUUCUAGGAUGUUUUUCUGCAUCCAGUGACCACUCCAUUGUCACAGCACUUAAUCCCCAAUAGAAUACAAUGAUGUGUUUCAAUUUAAAAAUCACAAGUUCUUCCACUGCAUGCAAACAACUGCAAGCAGCCCUCCAAAGCCAGGACUGGAGCCUGAAUCACUGAGACAGGAGAGGAAGGCGAGAGGUGCUUUACUGGGUGUAAGGCUGGAUCCCAUUAGCAGUGGGGCAUCAUCAAACCUGUCACAGAAGCUGGACCUGAGCUAAGUAACUGAUGGGCUCCAGAUGCCUGGAACACACUUUCCUAUAAAGAAAAAUUCUGAAUUCUGAGUGUCAUGUUUCAUUUUGGUUUUGGGCAAAAUGACUUUUUAAAAAUUCAUCAAAAAUUAAAUAUCUGCACAAAAUUAAAAGGCACCAUGUCCCUUAUUACAGCUUUGUUAAACAUCAAGUUUGAAGCUUUGCAUUGCUCUAGGAAAUCUCAGGUUACACAGCCAGUUUAUCUCUUUAGUAAAAGAAGCUUUAAUGAUAGUGAAAUAUAAAAUGUAUUCCUAUGGCAUUACUUUUCUAAAGGAGUUUACAAAUGUGUGCCUUAGAAAUAGUUAUUGACAGAAUUGAUGUCACUGUGUGUAUUCCCCACUGAGAGGCACUGGCUACUGGUUUGUGAAAAGUGAAGAAUUUCCUAAGAUUGUCUAUAAUGUGCAAAUGUAUUUUCAAAAUAUUUUCAAUAAAUGGUAUUAUUCAGAA
Messenger RNA from Lepidothrix coronata (blue-crowned manakin), 3483 nucleotides. RefSeq names its product CTP synthase 2 (gene CTPS2). Gene Ontology annotation, molecular function: CTP synthase activity; identical protein binding. Gene Ontology annotation, biological process: CTP biosynthetic process; pyrimidine nucleobase biosynthetic process. The transcript has 20 exons. Gene Ontology annotation, cellular component: cytoplasm; cytoophidium. The coding region runs from base 139 to 1947 and encodes 602 amino acids. The record is from RefSeq and is a predicted model, not a curated record. NCBI's taxonomy places the organism in Eukaryota, Metazoa, Chordata, Aves, Passeriformes, Pipridae.